Molecule: messenger RNA, 1310 nt
Organism: Durotheca rogersii
Lineage: Eukaryota; Fungi; Ascomycota; Sordariomycetes; Xylariales; Xylariaceae
Product: NADH-ubiquinone oxidoreductase B18 subunit-domain-containing protein
Exons: 3
Coding region: 602-856 (84 amino acids)
Cellular component (GO): mitochondrion
Source: RefSeq, a predicted model, not a curated record
CUAGUGUUAUUCUUGCUUACGUCUUCGUCAUAGAGAGACAGACACACAUAGAGAGAGAAUAUCAACAUCAAUUCCCAUAAGGACGAUCUUGGUUUAUUUUUCCAGAAAUCUUUUCCAACUUGGAACCAGAGAAAUGAUUCUCGCAAAGCUACCUCUGCUCUGGGUAUAAGGCUGCUAUCAAGGAGGAUUGCAUACAAUUACGUGUACAAUUAUAUUGGAUGAAUGCCAGGAGGUAAGGUGCGUACCUUGCAUCUGCAUGUGAGGUACAUUCAGGGAGAUACCUUAAUAGGAGGUACCCUGGCCCUGGCGUCGGCGAUGGGUUUUAGGAUAGGUACCAAACCUCGGAGGCAUCGCGUUUUUUUUUUUCCCGAGACAGAUACCUUAGGUAAUCAGCGAGAACGGCCCCCCGGUUGUGUGGCUGUGUGGCUGUGCUUCUGGCAAGCCCCGGUAUGAGGUUUGGCAAUUGCCCAACAACAUGCCUAGCUAGCUCUUCGUCUGCUCGUCCACCCACCUCUCACAUUCCCUCCACCGACGCGGAGCUAUCGACUUCGCCAACUCCAAUUACUCUCUCCUGCCGUCCACCAGCAACCUAUAUGCCAAGAUGGGCUCGUCAGAGGCCCUUCCGAAAGCCACCCGUGAGGAGAUGCGGGAUGCCAGACUCCCUCUAGCCUACCGGGACAGCUGCGCAAACCUCCUCAUCCCCCUCAACAGGUGCCGCGUCGAUACGUACUACCUGCCAUGGAAGUGCAACGAUGAACGCCAUAGCUACGAGAAGUGCCAGUACGAAGAAUUUAAGAAGCGCGUCGCCAGGAUGGAUGAAUUGCGGGAGGCGAAAGGCGGCGCACGAAGCAAUUGAGCCACGACAUAGGCCUCGACUGCAUUUUCGACGGGGAAAAGAAGUUUCCGUUGUACAUAGGCCGUAUUCGUCGCCUGCGAAGAACUGCGGCGUUGAGCCACGAAAUACCGUCUCAAACCUUAAUCUGCCUGGGGCCCUAAUGCUGACCGUUGCCUAGCUGUGACCUGUGAUAUCGUCCUUCGUCUGCGAGUGUUGGUCAAAUACGCCUCUACUUAGCCCUAAGCUGCUUGUCGCCUCGGUCGUACAGUCAUAAGAGUAUUGGUUAUUGGCACUUGGAAUCGUGAUAGCAUCAUACUCAUGGGUCUCUACAUGAGGUUCCGCACAUACCUGUUCUAGUCAACGAUGGCAUUAUCUGGCCAAGUUACUAUGUAUGGCCUAGUGUGAUAGAUUAGCGUUAUGGGCCCUGCUUUGCUCAUGCCGGAGACAACACACUGCAUCUUGCUCAUGAAACGUA